Molecule: messenger RNA, 1824 nt
Organism: Passer domesticus (house sparrow)
Lineage: Eukaryota; Metazoa; Chordata; Aves; Passeriformes; Passeridae
Exons: 8
Coding region: 1-930 (309 amino acids)
Biological process (GO): protein import into nucleus
Cellular component (GO): nucleus; cytoplasm
Source: RefSeq, a predicted model, not a curated record
AUGGCCGAGGUGGGACAGGAGCCAUCAGCGCCACGAGCCGUGCGUGUCUGCCGCAUCUGCGUGGAUUUCCUGCGCAACCCCGCUGCUGCCGUGGAGCCCUGCGGACACGUGUUCUGCCACGCCUGCAUCCAGCCCCAGGCUGCCACCGACGCCGCCGCCACCUGCCCCACCUGCCAAGGGCCCAUCGGCAGCAUCCGUGUGCUGGAGGGCCAGGACAACCCAGCCCCGGUGGCCCCGCGUCGCCCCCGCCGCCGCCUCCAUCCCUUCGUGGCGCGGUGGCGCCAGCGGCAGCAGCAGGAGGCGCAGGAGGAUGCGGCUCCUGGAGGUGGCCGGCGCCGAAGACAUGCUGAUGGCGACAGUCCUGAGGUGUCUUGUUUUCUUCCUGCAGAUUGUCGCCAGUAUACGAACAGGAGCUGUGAAGAAUGCCUGAAAAAUGUCACUUGCCUGUGGUGUGCCAGCAGCAGGAGGUGCAUGGAGUACCCCGUCCGAAGAAUCCUCCCGCCGGCCGACCUGUGCGAGCUCCGCUCGGCGCGCUGGGGAGUCUGCUGGGUGAACUUUGAAGCCCUGAUCAUUGCAAUGUCCGUGGUGGGAGGAACACUUCUGAUCAUGUUGGGGGUCUGCUGCUGCUGUUGUAAGAAAAAGAGCAAAAAGCCGGACAAGGAUGAUGAGAGAGCAGCCAGGGAGCGGGAGAAGAGGCGGGUGCGGCAGGAGGAGAGGAGAGCAGAGAUGAAAUCACAGCAUGAUGAAAUCCGAAGAAAAUACGCUGCUGCCCACUGCAGGUCCAGGUUAGGCAGGAGAUUCCAGGGCCUCUGGAUGGGCUGGAUCCUUUACUGCUUGACCUGGACUGUGCAUGGCCUGCCUGGGAGAGGAGUUUGCCAUCAGGUCAAGCUUCUCAAUGGAUGUCUCCUCUUGUGCAGAAGGGGAGAGUGAAACAGUGCUGACUGUGGGCCCUGCGCAAGUAAGAGCAGGUGUUUUGGGAGAACUGCAGCUGGGAGGCUUGAGGAUGCUUAAAUGACAAAGAGUUAUUUCCCAGGACUGGUUUUCUUGCUGGCUGUGACCACUGUGGGAGCUGCUGUCUGAACAAAUCUCUUUUCUCUUCUAGGCCUGUUCAAGGAAGAGAACCCUUACGCAAAAUUUGAGAAUUAGCAUCUCCAGACACACCCACCCACCCUGGUGAACAGUGCCUUCUGCAGAGCCAAAAGUCUCCAGGCUUCCCCCCACCACCAUGGUGCCACUUCAACUGCCACAGAAGAUGACCCAAAUCCUUGGUGACACCAUUGUCCCCACUCCAGGUGCUUGGUCUGGCCAGACUUUGCUCUUGCCCUGCUGGUGCAAGAAACCAUGGUGACAAUACUGGAAGAUGGGGCAUUUUUUCCUCACUCACCCCAGGGUGGUUGUGGUGUCCAAAGCAAUGCACAUAACAGCCCUUGUCCCUGCCAAGCGCAAAAGCAAUGUCACACAUCUCCCUCACUCCUGCCUCACCAAGAACACUUCAUGCACACAGAGCUAGCCUCUUCUGCUCUUCCUCCCCCUCUUUUUGUUUUUCUUUUAGUAUAUGCAAAAGCCAGCAAGAGUUUCCUGACGUAAGGGCUAGCAGGAGGCUUUGGCUGUCACUCCAGGUGCAUGCACUUAUCCCAGCACAUUAGCAGUCCUCUCAAAGAGCACAAGUUUCUGGUGAUCUGGUGCUUCCAGGAGGAAGGUCUUAUGUGCACCUUCUCACUUGCAACUAAUCUGGGGAAAUGCCCCAACUCUCCUGCCUCUCUGUGCCUUUCUAGAAAGGUGGUCUUGGGCUCAAUGGCCACGUCUGUUAGCAAUACUGUAAGU